Rodentolepis nana is the source of this 774-nucleotide messenger RNA. Lineage: Eukaryota; Metazoa; Platyhelminthes; Cestoda; Cyclophyllidea; Hymenolepididae. The record is from the annotation of a GenBank genome assembly.
AUGCCUUUUCAACCAUUCCUACCGAAUUAUCAAUCAACACCAACAUCUCAUCUACCUUCGGCAUCUUCGUCUCACCCGAGUGUUCAAUGUUGGGAAGACGGUGACAACAAUGACAAGGAGAACAAACCUAGAGUGAAGGUGAAAGGAGGAGAGACGGGGACUGAGGUGUGCAAGAAGAAGAAGACGAAGAAGACGUCAAGUAAGUUGUCGAGACGAAACGAACGUGAGAGGAAUAGGGUGCACCUCCUGAAUCAGGGAUUUGAUCGACUGAGAGCAGUGGUGCCCAAACGGGAAGGCGAGUAUCUGAGUAAGAUCUCAACUCUGAAGAAGGCGAUUUGGUAUAUUGAGCACUUGGACAGAGUUCUGAGGGAGGAAUACGUUGGAGUGGCAGGAGGAGAGGAGUCAGUAGCAGAGAGUGGGGUAGUGGGCACAGACUUGGACUCGGGUGGCACCGGGAUGGAGACGCAGUCAUUGGGAACGUUUAGACGUGAAGAGGGAGUUGGAGGGACAGGCGACGAAGAGGUGGGGAGACUGUCACCGAUAUUUCCACCAAGAAUGGUGGAGGACGAGGAGGAGGAGGAAGAGGUGGUGUAUCCAGCUAAGCCACUUCCAUUCUCGUCCUCGAAAACACAAUUUGACAGUGGUUAUCUAAGUGGAAGCUUCCAGACACCUGGUCGGAUUGAGGGAACUUACUUGGAUUAUUACAUUGUAAGCCCUAGUGCUGGAGAUGAUACAGAGAAUAAUUGUAAGCAUAUCUCCCAAUUCUCUGCAUGA